AAGGGCCCGGGGUCAGUAGGGGUCCCCAUGAGAUGCCCCUGGUACCUUUCAUUGGCUUUUUCAUAGGCUUUUUUGGGUUACACCAGCACAGUCAGUCAGAGCACUGAUGAUCAGUGUGCCCUGAUGAUCAGUGUAGCUCCAGCAGUGCCACCUGUCAGUGCCCAUCAAUGCCUUGUGUCAGUGCUCAUGCCAUGCCACCUGCCAGUGCCCAUAAGUGCCACAUCAAUGCCACAUACCAGUGCACAUCAAUGCCACAUAUCAGUGCCCAUCUGAGCUGCCUUUCAGUGUCACCCAUCAGUGCCAGUCAGUGCCACCUAGCAAUGCCAGUCAGUGCCACCUAUCAG
Molecule: messenger RNA, 344 nt
Organism: Staurois parvus
Lineage: Eukaryota; Metazoa; Chordata; Amphibia; Anura; Ranidae
Source: the annotation of a GenBank genome assembly